This is a messenger RNA of Parastagonospora nodorum SN15, 1470 nucleotides long. RefSeq lists its product as hypothetical. Gene Ontology annotation, biological process: transmembrane transport. Gene Ontology annotation, molecular function: transmembrane transporter activity. The record is from RefSeq and is a predicted model, not a curated record. The transcript has 5 exons. Bases 1 to 1470 code for a protein of 489 amino acids. Gene Ontology annotation, cellular component: membrane. NCBI's taxonomy places the organism in Eukaryota, Fungi, Ascomycota, Dothideomycetes, Pleosporales, Phaeosphaeriaceae.
AUGGCCGCUGCCGAGAAGCCUGGGGAGAUUCACCACGUGACAGCUGACCCUGCUGGCAGUGACGUGGAGACAGGGGGGCGGCUCAAGCACAUCGACACUGUCCAUGGAGACGAAGCAUCCUUCAGUUCCCAUGAUCCACAACUGAUAUACUCCAGAGUGCUUGCUAGUUACUCCGGAGACGAGUCAUGGACGGAGAAAGAAGAAGUCCACGUAACGCGCAAAAUCGACUGGCGUCUCAUGCCAGUCCUCUGCAUCACCUACGGACUACAGUACUAUGACAAAGCCAUGCUUUCGCAAGCUGCGCUUUUCGGACUGCGCGACGAUCUUAAGCUCCGUACUGGCAACCGUUACUCCAUGAGCGCAGCCAUCUUUUAUCUGGGGUUCAUCGUGGGAUCUUAUCCGGCGAUGUACCUAGCCCAGCGUUGGCCCAUCGAGCGAGUCGCCUCCGGCAUCGUAACCACUUGGGGAAUUUGUGUUAUUCUCACUGUUGUAUGUCGCGACUACAAAGACCUAUAUGCGCAGCGCUUUUUUCUGGGCUUUUUGGAGGCCGGUAUUAGCCCCAUGUUCAUGGUCAUUGUCGGUUCAUUCUACAAAAAGAACGAGCAAGCAUUUCGGAUGGGGUACCUUUUUGCCGGAGCUCUGACAAUCGUUUGGGGAAUUGCACUUUGGUGGCUUCUCCCUCCCGACCCAGUCCGCGCUAGUGGCUUCAAUGAGAGAGAACGAUACAUCUCCGUAGCCCGUCUACGGUCGAACAACUCCGGAGUUCGCAACACGCACUUCAAGAUUGGUCAAGUCCUGGAGCUUCUCAUGGAUGAGAAAUUUUGGAUCGUCUUCGCCAUCGCAACGCUGUGCAUGAUCAGCAAUGGACCAAUAAGCACGUUUGUGCCUAUCAUCAUCAACUCGUUUGGAUUUACGACAUUGCGGUCUCUGCUUCUCACGGCCCCUGUCGGUGCGUAUGCAGGCACACUGCAGCUUCUGGUUCCAUGGCUUUGCUACAAGUACGCUGGCUGGCGCACGUGGUCUAUCUUUGCAUGCCAACUAGGAACUACUCUUGCUGCUCUUCUUCUCUGGCAACUGCCGUUGAAGCAGACUGGCGGUCUCCUAUUCGCCUGCUACAUAUUACCGUCUGUCGGCGCUGGUUAUGCUGUACUUAUGGGACUUGCACUUGCGAACACAGCCGGCUACACGAAAAGAACUGUCACUUCUUCUGGAAUCUACAUCGGCUACUGCGUGGGCAACUUCGUCGGUCCUCUGGUUUUCGAACCCAAGGAUGCUCCGCGCUAUGCGCCCGGUUUCAUUAUUGUGUUCGUGACAUCUAUUGUUGCUGGACUGCUAGCGCUUGUUUACCGCUUUCGUUGUGUCGCUGUUAAUAAUAAGCGGGACAAGACUGGCGUGCUUGAAGGAUUCGAGCAUGCUUACGAGGAUGAUUUGACUGAUCGCAAGAACCCUCAAUUCAGGUACAUACUAUGA